AUCAUGGAAAUGCGCCCUGAUUUUGCGGCUACUGGCUUUCGCAAAAAGCCACCUACCUAUACUAAAGCCGAAGCAAAAACAAUUGAGGAAGAGGCUAAGAGGAGAAGAGAAGAGAAUGACGCGCGCAAGAGAGCGUUGCGAGAUGAAAAGGCCAAACUAGAAAAGUCGAAACAUCCUUAGGGAUCACCUGCGCGCUUUCAAUCCUUUGCGCACUAUACGCAUUAGACGGAGAACUGUUCGACUUGGAAUAAAGGUGAUGUACAUACACGUCGUUAUACCCCGGCGAUCCAUCCUCUAAGUCGGCUAGACUAUAAAAGUGC
This is a messenger RNA of Lindgomyces ingoldianus, 320 nucleotides long. RefSeq lists its product as uncharacterized. Lineage: Eukaryota; Fungi; Ascomycota; Dothideomycetes; Pleosporales; Lindgomycetaceae. The transcript has 3 exons. Bases 4 to 180 code for a protein of 58 amino acids. The record is from RefSeq and is a predicted model, not a curated record.